Molecule: messenger RNA, 13819 nt
Organism: Pocillopora meandrina
Lineage: Eukaryota; Metazoa; Cnidaria; Anthozoa; Scleractinia; Pocilloporidae
Source: the annotation of a GenBank genome assembly
AUGGUGGACUGUGUGGGAGAAAAUGGUAGCACACACUAUCACUAUGCAGCUCCAGGUUGGUAUUCAUGUUGGUUUAUCCAAAAAUAAUAUUUUCCUCUCAGAACUCUGUUGGAUAAUGCUUAUCAGUACAUACCAGAUGGGAGAAUAGUGCUUUUUGCAUGUGCUAAUUGGCUAAUUUGGAAGUGACUAGCUAGUACUAUUCAUUUCUGAGCAGCUGAAAGGAUAUAUAAAAUGGCAAGUCAAGAAUUUCAUUUCCAACCAUUUCUUGGCAUAAUGACAGAAGUUAACUAAUUUGUUGGUUUUUCGGUGGUAAUUACUUCAACAAUUGGUCGCCUUAGUUUCUGUAGUGGGUGGAAUUUUUCUUCACUUCAGUUAAUAAUUCUUCAUGUUUUCUUCAAAUUUUAAUCUUGGUGUAUCUGAUAAUGAUAACUUUGUAUGAUUAUUUUAGGGAGGUACACUGGUCAGCCAUCACUCAUCACCCAACCACAGCUUUGUCAUAAUUGUAACAAAAAUCAAGCUACAAAAAUCCAGGAAUUGAAUUCAUUUGAACCAUCAAGAGAGGUGAAGGCUUCCUACCAUUAACACUAUUCAUAGACAUUGGGAUGUUUUGUCAAAAUCAUGACAAAUUUUAUUCAUGAUCAAGAUUGGUUUUCAGUGUACAGGUGAUGCUUUUUAUAGGACUGUAUAAUAGGACUGUUUGAGCAUCAUGCCUGUAUACAAUAUAUUUGACAGCACACAGUUUUGCAUACAUUCUUAAGUACACUACUGGGUUCAAUUUCCAUUUUCACGGAAAGAAAAUUUGAAGUUGCAUGACUGUGUAUACAUGUUUGAAAUACUUUAAAGCUGAUAGUUUUAUUUAUAAACUUUCAUCAUGUGUUUGGUAAUGUUAAUCACAUAACUUUUAACCACUGGAACCAAUUUUCUCACACUGGUACAUUUUGCAGUCAAAAAUGAUUUCAGGCUAAAAUGAUUUAAAACUGCGGGUAGUUUGAUUUUUUAUUAUGUUAUAUCAUGGAACAGAGGGAAACAUACAAUUUUUCAAGAAGGAUUGAAACAUUUUGACCUGAAGUUCAUUUUUAACUUCAGCAACCAUAAUAUACUUAAUUCAACAAAUUUUUUUGCAGUCAGACUUCUUUUCGGAAUUUGAUGCUCAUAAAAGUCACCUGGAUAAGAGAUAUAAACUAUGUCAUUCCUGUCAUAACACUGUUCAACAUCACUUGAACCUUCAAGAAAAGGACCUGAAAACAUUUGUACUUGGUACUCAUCUGCAAAAGUCAAAAUCAACUCCAACAAAAUUAAAGGUAACAGGUUUAAGAUUCUACUUUUAAAAUAAAGAAGAUGUUAUUUACCAGGCGGGUGGCCUAUAUAGGGAAAAAAACUAUGCACAUUAAGGCACUGUUUUCUCUCAUAUGGAGUGGCCUAGAUUGGUGAAGAGUAAGAAUAAGAGUCAUUAAUCCUGUUGACUGAUGAUCUAAUUUUGAGUGUUUUAAUCAUUUUUUUUUCUUUUUUAGCAUUUUAAGACAUACUCACCAGAAUCCAUUAUCAUUGUGUUAGCUAAGCUGACUUGUGUUUUCCUUGCUGCGCUGUUGGUGUUCUCAGAUUCGCCACAUGCUAACCACAAUACUUGUGGUAAGUGCAGUUAGCAUGUUGUGGUUCAAAUGUUUCCUUUGUUUCAAAGUUUUUCCAAACCAGUUUCAGUUCAUUUUUCUUAUCCUUUAAUUAAAUAACAUUAAAUGAAGAAAAAAAAUGACAUGAAAUUGCUUUUGAUCACUAGUAUUGUAUCAUAUUAUCAAAUGUGGUGGAAAAUUUUUAAUAAAACCUGAAUGGAAAGCUCUGAUUGAAAAACUUCUUCACUAAAGGAAUAAUGAUUUACCUCAAGGCUUCCCAUGUGACCAAAACUUUUGGUGAUGGCGAAAUUUUAAAAAAUUCUAAAUUUACCGUUGCUGUUGUUUAUUAUCACCAUUUUCUCAACACUUAGUGACCAGACUCAGUAUUUUUUUCCUCCUCACAAUAUCACCCCUGAAUCACACAUUAAGGUCCCAAGAAUAAAGGAAAUGAUCACUGACUAACCAAGCUUUUGAUUGUUCAACAAAUUCUCCCAGUCAGAACCUUAGGAAAUGUAUGGAGAACAGUAUGGAUGUUAGGGUGAAAAGGGUAAAACUGGUCAAUAUUUUUUCCUUUUUCUUGAGGUGAAUUCCUGAGCUAUUGGAGCAUCUCAUUUGUGGCUAACCAAGACUUUUGGUCCAGUUUUCCACACAAAAAUAUGACAACAGCAUCAGCAUGUUUAUUGUUGACUCAGUUAUUUCAAGUAGCAGUGAGGACUUCAUGGCAGAAAAGCUUAGAAUUAAUGCUCUGUCUGUGUAGUAAGUAAUCUUUUACAAGUUUAACCUACUUGAUAGAAAUUAGUGUAUACAUGUUCCAUUGCAAUGUGUGGGACAGUUUCAGAUAUCUUCCUCAAGGCAUGAACAUAGAUAAGAAAUUAGAUAAGGUAAAGCCUGCACAAGAGCAAAGUGGGCAACCAGCUGGAGCCCAUUUUAGUUUCCUUGGCAUGAAGCGACCAGGAGUAUCACCAACCCCCUCUGGAUGGGAUGCCAGUCCACAAGGUUACCCCCAACCCCUUCGCAAUUCACAGAGCUUCCCUAGCAGUUUGACAGGUGCCAUUUAUACUCCUGGGCAGAGAGAGGCACUGUGAAAGUAGGGUUUUUUGCCUGAAAACACAACACAUUGGCCAUCAUGUCUCUCAUACAUACAGGUGCCUCAGGAAUGUAAGGGUUACUGCUGUGAGCCCCCUACUUUAGGUAACCAUUAACACUGAUUAACAAAAAAGUAGAGAGGGUGGGGUGGGGUGGAAAACACCCAAAAGAAAUUGGUACAAAUGAUGCACACCUAAAAGACAACCACUUCAAAAACCACUUAUAAACACUCAGAUCCAACUGCAACAUUCUCAGUGAGCCUUCACAUAUGACAUUGACUACUGACCAGAAUCAUUUGGCAAACAUGUGGAAAAUGAUGUUGCUUAACCCUCAAUUAAUAAUGUAUCUUGUCUUAUUAGUGAUUUGUUUUUUGAAUAAAUCUGCCAGUCUGUGGCUUAUGCCAAUAAUACCUCUUAUUCCAUGCUGAGUUAUCAAUAAAUAUUUAAUAAUCAAAACUGAUUUUUUAAGUCCAAAUGCAGUUUAUGAUCAGUGUACUUUUCAACAAAGUUAAUUCAAUGUAAAUUUUUUAGGCUUAGCAAGGAGGAAGUACUUGCACAUCUUGUUGUGUUGCUUCCUGAUGAAUUUCCUCAUAUUUUUGAAAAAAAAGAGCAGGUAUUUGAAAAACAGAUUAUCUUGUAGUAGAGUUAAUUAUUCCCUGUUAAUGAACAACAAGCAGUGAAUCUGUUUGGGCAUCUUUAUUGAGGAAACAAGGAAGCCCUGAGGGCCUGAGGAAAGCCCCAGAGUGGAAGGAAGGGAGAAGAAACAACUGCAAUGAACGAAUGAACAAAGCAAAGUGAUCACAUGUCAAACAAAUGUCAGUCAACAACUAGUCAGAUGCCGCAUGUAGGCCUGGGGCAAAAUAAGUUGUUCCCAACCUCCAGCCAGGAAUAUGAAUACUGAUAACCUAAUAACUAUUUAAACGUAAUAUGAAUUGAAUUUGAUUUGUUCAAGUAAGUGUUGCGCCUGCAUCACUUUUUACACAUGUACUGAGGGGGGAAGAUUAAAUUUAUGGCUGGGGAAAAUUUCUCAUUCCAGCCUCAACUUUGAAAAUUGAAACAAAAGAAGGAACAUUUUAGUAGAACAGGAGGGGAUGAAGAUAUUAUAAAGUUGUACGGCUCUUUAUUCAUUUUGAGGGUGUUGCUUUUGUAAACUGUUUCAAUGGGAUUUUCUUCAUUAUUUUGGAUGUGUUCAUCUUUUCAGCUGGGUAAUUACCUAACCGCUAAACAUGCACUGAUCCUUUUUUUUUUUUUUUUUUUUUUUUUUUUUUUCAGAUUUGGCAUUUUGAUUUUAGUCUCGUGGACCUUACUUUCUGCUCUAAGAUUCUGGUAAGUUCAAGGACGUAGUUAAACCAUUAUCCUGCGAAAAAGUUGCUCAUCAUAGUUAAACCAUUAUCCAGCGAAAAGGGUUCGUCGAGCCAAACCUGAGUGGCUCCUUUCAUUUGAUAAAAUGACAUCCAUUUGACUGCUUGCUUUUUUCCCUGGCUGUUAUUAACGUCUCUAGGGUUGCCGCUUUUUAUGUCGUACACUUAGCGAACAGUUUACUGAGUUAAUAACUUGAAAAUUUAUGGAUGUAGAUGACGCCGCACGGUCCUCCCUGAGUUCCUUCGCCCCGAAGUGUGGUUGCGUCGCCCCCAAUUUGAAGUUGCUUCACCUCCAACUUUUGACCUUUCUGAUUAACCAGAAAUAUAUUGAAAGGAUUUUAACUGUUAACUCUGAGAAUGUAUUAGACGUUUGACCACUGUGUUUUGUUUGGCUGGUGUGCCUCUAUCAAUAUUCAUCACUGAAAUCAAAGCUUAAAGGAAAGGAGGUGUAAAGUCCGUUUUGUUUUUCAACUUCUCAGGGAAGUUUUUUGGCGUAAGACUGACACCAGAUGGCACACCAGAAUGGCUGUGUUCUGUCUCAUCCUGGACAUGUGCUCUUUCUUAUUUUCCCUCCUUUCAUACGCAAGAGGCAUGGUUAGAAGAAAAAAGAAAAGGUAUUCAAGAAGUUUGGUAGACUUACAUGUGGUCUGUUUUGACGCUGAGUUAAAGAGUUUCGCUGACAGACUAAAAGACUGUCUCACAUCGAUUGCAACGGUGGUACCCGCUCACUUCGCCGACAAGCCAACUCGCCGCCUCUAUUAGUCAACUCGCCGGCAGUCGUCUUUGGUCGUUGACAUCAAAUCAAGUAUCAAAAGUUAGUGUCAGCGAGUUGAUGUCGGCUGGUUGGUUAGUAUUGUCGGAGAGUGGUAUCAGCGACUUGUCAUUUCGGCGAAGUGACCGGUCACCGCAACAACUCUGCGGCAAUUUUUAAGGCGUUUGCCAGAGUAUUUCUCUUUUUGGGUCAAAAUUUUUGAAUGUUUAAUCUGCAAAACUACUUUUUUCUUUUCACGUUCAUUUCCACGACUUGCGCAAAUUACUUAACUGUGCCAGUCUUCUAAGGAAGUUGUAAGAAAAAAAAGUUGUGGGUUUUUUUGCGGCGUCAAAAACGGGCCACAGAAUUGUAAGACAAACUGCAUCGAAAUGUUACGCAGUGUAACAGAAAUUUUAAGGUUUGCGUAAGAAAUCUGUCGGAAACAAGUUACAUUUAUUUAAUACCAAAUUCCAGCUUAGUUCUAAUUUAGUAACUAGAGUAUUCGAAAUGAUAAGAAAAAUUUAAAAAGUCUAAAAAGAAAGGCAAAAAAUGGGUGGGCUUGGGUAAUCUGCGUUUGGCUGAAAAAUUUCUUGACUCAGGAGCAUACGAGAUUGAAUUUAGGCAUAAUUACGUUACAUUGUUUGAACGAUUCCAGAUGCCAAUUUACACCAAGUCCAUCCAGUGUCGAAAAACAUCACACAUCGGCAGUUGAUUCAAAUGCCAUGGACACAAGUACAUGCUCUGAGGUGAGAUGUCUUUAAACACACACAGGGAUACAAUUUUAAUGGAGAUAUCCUGUUCACAUAAUAAGGAGCAUUACGCUCGCAUUUUGAUUGGUGAUUACUUAUGAUCUAUUGGAGAACAGACAGGUGACGUCACCAUUAACAACAUUUUGCUUUAUUGCUAGUUAAGACAAAGAGAUCCCAUGUUGCCGUGGGUCUGUUCAGUAACUGAUCACAGGAGACGUCAAAAUGUGGAAAAAUCAUCAGUGACACACUCAGCCGGUCCUUGUGUGCCACUCCUUUGUUCCUAUCCCAUUUUGAAGUCAUCUGUGAUCUAUUAGCGGGGCUCUCAGAGCGUAGCCCCAUAAUUAUACAAAAUAGUAGUAACCCAUCAAGCCGAAAAAAUUUGGAUGUACGACCGUACAAGGUGCUACUUUUAACAUGCGUGGUCAACUGUACCGCGGGCACGCCAACGCCACGGCUUUGUUCAGUAUUCCAGUGGUCAGUGCACUGGGCUCCGAGUCGGACGACCCGGGUUCUAGUCCUGGCCAGGGCAAGGCGUUGUGCCUUUGAGACGUGCGGGAAAAAAAUGUGAGCUCCACUUUUAGGCUUGGCUAAAUCUAUAUAUUACAGAACAGACGCACGGUAACGUGGAUCUAUUUGUUAAACAGAGUGUGGGUUCCAUAUAUAUGAAAUACUUUUGUAUCAAUAAACGGUGACCUUUUAACUGACUCUUUCCGUUGAAAUCGUCAAUUUGUCAAACGGAUUCCAUUUCGCCGCAUAUUUCGUAGGUUUGAUGUAUGGCUCUUCAGUGUUACAAGUGGCUAGAACUUGCUGUAUGUUCUUGUUAAUUCGCAGAGUACACCCUCUCAUCGUAAAACAUCAACAGAAUUAGAUCACAACCUGAAUGGCCUGUCAUUAGGUUUACCCACUAAGAGAAAGAAUGGCUACAGGAACCCGUUGUCACCAGGGAAUUUUGGAACAGGUAAAAUAAAAAACCUUUCACUUCAUAUUGCUUCGCCAGGCACAUUCGUUAACUAAAUCGUGAUCACACAUUCUUUAAUCAGGCUUGUUUCUUACACAACUCCAAGUUGAGACGAAUUCUCAUUCUCCUCCUCGACCGAUGUUUUUUUUAUCACAUUACCCGUACGUCCCCGUCCCUCCCCCACCCAGUAAAAGAGCCGUAGGCGAUGGCGCGAGCAGAGCCUGCAAUAGCCGUACGGUCAUCCCUGAUGCGAGCAGCGACGUUCAUGUGAAAAAAAGCGCCGUUCAUCUGAAAAAAGAAAUACCUAUUAACUGAGUUUGGUCGGGCCGAAUGGUUAGAUAUUUGGCUCUCAAUCGUGAGGUAUGGACCUCACUGUGUUUGGUCCGUACCUCAUGGUCUUGGGCUUAAAACUUUUUUCCCUUCUUGCCCUCCUACUUAGUCAAUAAGGACUUAUUUUUCUUGUAGUCUAUUGCGACUAGUAUCGUAAAACACCAUUGUAACGUUGAAGAACAUUCUGAUUGGUACUUUGAGAUCACUUAUAGGGGUCAUAAAAUUUGUUAAGAUUAGAGGCCUGGACCCGCUGCGCACAUGAGCUGUGUGAUUGGUUAAUUUCCUUGAAAUACUUAAAGUUCUUUUAAAUUUCAUACAUAGAACAAUGGAAUCUCGUCGUCUCGAAACCUUGCUCCUGUCAUUUGUAGCCUUGACCACGCCCCUUACAGUGGAUUAUCAUCGUUGUGUCCCUAAACUUCAUCCUGGCACUCUCGAACCAGGUUUAUCUUCGGCCAUUAAUGUUUGUUCUUAAUUUUUUUUAUUAUUAUUUUCUCAAAAGAUUACGCGACAACAUUACAGAUUUGAGUGGUCACGGUCCUUUUUGAGGCUAAUUUUUUUCGAGUUCAUGAUCUAGAAUCCUUUAGGAUCUCAUAGUUCGCCAUCAUAACGAACUCAUAUCUGGUAGUGUCUUCCAAGUUGAGGUAGUUUCGCAUGGCGCAACAAAUAUACCAAAUAUUCAGAGGUAACUUACUUAAGAAAUGUGAAAUGUUAUUUGCAACACGGCAGGCAUGAGAAUGAUAAUUGACUAAGGCCAUUGGAAAUUUCUGCUAACAGUCCUAUAAAAGUCUUCAUUUAACGGCUUGUAAUAGUCACGCAAUAAUGUCACGACGUCUUCGUUCACGUGAGGGUGUGGUCGACCCUUGUCUUUUGACAAGCAUCCAGAUUUGGUUGGUUCACCAUUUGCUUGGGUGGGUGGAACUAAACACGGGAAACCCUUAGUUUCGUUGAAGUAGAAUAACUUUUCAUCAAUGAAUGGUUUUAGUCCCAAGAAUUUCUCUACCAAUUUCAAUUCUGGGACGGGGUUUUUGAUAAGUUCUUCGCCAUUUACGAAGAGAAUUUGCUCUAGAGGGAAAUAUUUCAACCAAUUUUUUAGAUGAGUUAUAUAGACGCCAGUUUGGACUAUUUUGCUAUAUUUUAGCACUGUGCCAUUUUUGGUGACGUAUUCCUCGAAUGGUCUGAUCUUGCCCUGAUAUUUAUCGAAGAUUUGCGCGUAAUCUGAAAUCGCACGCACAGUCGGGUCACGAACUAUCACCAACAGCUUAACAUCCGGGGACAUGUUGUAAAUCAGACGAGGAGCAUCUUGAGUAACAUAAUAGGCUGGUGUUUUCUCAAUUGUGAUUUCAUUUUUCAAAGACUUAGGCAUUUGAUUUCUGUACCACUCCAAGCCUCGCUUAUAGUUGUCUUGUUCGUCAAAGAAAUGCAGUUCUCGUGAACAAGCUCGCACGCUGGGAUGACGCGCAAGAGAAUCCAAAAGUGCUCUUGUUCCUCCUUUUCGUAUUCCAGUGAUAAGAGCAUUUGGAAGUCUUUUUUGUUCCAACUCCGUUUCGCUAUCGUUUCCUUCAUUGGUCAUCACAUAGUUUGAAAGCGCGCUCUGUUGUGAUCCUGUGUUACCUUCGAUUUGGUGACUGGCGGUUUCGUCGUCUGCUAGCUUUUGUUCCAAGUCUUUUUCGUUUUCUGAGAUCGAAUCAAAGAUGAUUACGUCGUCUGUAUCUUGAAUCGCGUUUUCAGUUUGCCCCAAUGAUUCCUGUGUAUUUAUUGCAAACACUUUCUCAUAAGGAAUUUCGUAGUUUUUCGUGGGCUCUCUGACUCGAAUUAUUUGACCGUAGAAUAAACAGUACAUAAACGUUGUUACGAGGAACAGAAGCGCACUACAAAAGUAUCUCUGUCGGCAUGACCGCAUCAUUGUUCUGUUUUCAUCAGUGUACUAUUCCUCCCCAAGUCUUCUGAAAGUAUCACCUCGUGAUAUAAGUUGUCUGCACAGGCCGUUUAUACAAGCUAUCCAGUUAGUUCCUGUUUGAAACUGAGUAAACAAAAAGUUCGAUACACUUUAAGAGGUUAGAAACUGAUCAAAUUUAGCUCUAAGAAACCGCUUUUGUUCUGUAAUUUAAAAUCUUUGGAGACGGAUUAUUUGAAACAUUUCGUUUUCCAACUGGUAUUUCCGUUGAUUUUUUCCGCGUUCGUUGUUCAUAUUGCAGCAUCUCUUAAUUUUUUUACACGCAAGACGUUCUCGACAUUGCUGAUUCUAGCGGUUUGUAAUACGUUUGUCACGUAUGGACCUCAAUGUUUUCCUAUGCUUGGCACAAAAGGAAAAACAUUUUCAUUUAGAUAUAUCGUAUUCAAGCUUGGUAAUGUGUGAAACAGGGUAUCUCUAGAAAUUGCGAGAAAAAAGUCCUUAGUAAUUCCGUAGAGGACUUUAAUGUCUAGAAUUAAAACUUCCCAUGGGAAUGGUCCUAGAUUGCAUUCCUGUCAAAACCGAGUUACGUUUGGUGAUGACUGAAAACAUGUCCUCUCACUAGCUAUCGAGUAUGCCUCACUGCUUGAAAUUUGAAGCGAAUCCAUUGCUCUGAUUGGUUAGCUGAGCAGGUAAGAUGCCACGCGGCAUUUUCCACUGUGAUCUCGCAAAAGAGUCAAAAAAGAGCUUGUAGCCGGUUAGCAGUUUCGGCAGCAACCAAGUCACAAUAAGGCCCUUAAACAAUCAAGUUUCGUGAAUUUUUUCAGUAAUUCUUUAGCGUAUUAUUUUCGCAUUUGAAAAUACCAUAUUGACAAAACUUGGUUGGUCAACAACGCUUGACUUCUGGGCGCGUUCUUUUUCCUUACUGAACUAAGGCGACGUCUUGGGUCAAAAAUGUAUGCGAAAAGAAGAAAAGAGAACUUGAGAAAUGUCUAUCCGUAUUGUACUCACACCCGGUCCAUAAUGCGCUUAUCUUCAUUUGCAUCAAAUUAUCUAUUUCUCUGUAACAUUUUAAUCAAGUCCUAAGCAGUGAAUAAAUGUCUAACGUUUACGAAGAUAUUUCGCUGAUGAUCAAAUAUAUUUGGACACAAAAUAUAAUAUUAAGGUUUCAGCAAUUUUGCUUACAUUCAAUUACGUUGUUUUCCGACUUAAUUUUUUAUUUCUUCAUCAUGUCAUUAUUUGUUGCAUAUUAAAUAAAUCCUGUAAUAUGUAUGUAAAAUGUCGAGUUAUUAUAUUUUCACAUAGAUUUCAAUAUAAAUGACAGUUUUACUCUGAGAGAAUUCUCAGUUAUGCUGGGAUAGGAAACUUUUGAAGGUCUCAAAUCGAUGAAGCCACGGUCUCACUGAACUUUCGCGAUCCUAGCAUAUUGAAUGACAUGAAAGCGAUAAAAGCAAAGAAAAAUGCAAGCAAUAAACAAAAGGGUUCCCUAUGCUUGCGCAGAAGCUCAAGCAUAGGGGAAUUAAACGUUUGAAACUCAGCUAAACUUGAACGACGAUGAAAAUGAACUUGAAACUUGAAAUAAGAAGCAUCAGUGUAGACAAACAUCGUAAUUAAAAUAAUCCAUUCAGAAUAAAUGAAAUCAGAAGUUUGUGAAGAAUCGGUGUCAGCCCUACCUUUGCAGGCUUGUGAAGUUGGUGGAGCUUUUUCUGAAUCAGUAAGCUGUUGAUCUCGCGAAAGUGUCCCUUCUUUAAAAGCAGUUUGUCAUAGUUUUUUGAACAUGAAAAAAAUAUCAAGGAAUUUUAAAUUGACCCAUUAAGUCGAUGAGCUUGCACCUAGGCCUGAAUGAACAGUUUGAAAAUAUGAUUCUCUUGAUCAAAUUUAAAGUUGGUAAAAAAGUUUCGACGUGAGAUAUAUUGGUCAAUCCCGCCCGCUGCUUCUUUGGUGAACUCGCACAAGAGUUUUCAGCCGAAAUGCACUGUGUGUGCCGUUGAAAAGACACUUUUACAUACAUUACUUUAUACAGGUUUAAAAACGCUUAUUUAAUUUUGGCGUUGCCAGGGAUUUCUUCGCAUGUUCGUGUGGAACUUAAAGGGCAAACACUCUUUUGCUUAGUGAAGCUUAAAAACAGAUCAUAUAAAUCUGAUUUACAUUUUAGUGUUUACUUAUGGUAUCGAGUUCCUUAUUGAAAAAAAAAAGUAGAAAAUCAGAUGAAGGGUUAGGAUUAACUUUUGCAGAUCAAACCAAAGUUGUUGAAGGGGUUUUUUUGGGAAAAAAAUUGAUUAAAAGAAAAAAAUAAUAACACUUCUAUCUGUGCUGAAGAAAUCAAUACAAACUCCUGCAUAAGUAACACAAUAGGGGGCACUGCUCUUUCUUAAAAUAUAUACUUCUUUCCUAUUCAUUUAUUCCUAAACUCAUUGAUACAUUUUUUAGUAAAGUCCAUAAUUACCAAGGCAAGGAAUUUAUUUUUUUGUCAAGAGGUUCUUUCUAAUCAAAGUUUUCACGGCAGGAGUCUAACACUAUACCAAUCAAUUGUUUAUGAGAGAGAUGAUAACUGCCCAAUGAGCUAUGUUGCACCAUUUAGAAUAUCAGUUUCAAUUUCUGAGAGUUGUUGGUUGCUCUAUGGUGUCUUUUUUUGUGAUAGAAAUUAGUUAUUAGUUUAUUACAAAGUAUUGUCAGUAAAGAAAUAAUCUGUACUUGAUAAACAUUCUUGGAUCGUCCAUUUAACGUGGCAAGUUACCACAGCAACAAAAUAGCCUAUCAAAAUAACGGUCUUUUAUAUCUCUUAGUACGUGCGCCAUGAUUAGUCAAUGUAGCGGGCCUUAUUUCACUGUACGGCCCACUAAACCGAGAAGUUUGUUUGAAUUGAUAUCCUUCCCCUCUAUAUGAACCCAGAGACAUGAAAAAUUACUAACUUAUCUCAUUUUCUCGGUCUUCUCGGUAACUUACGCAAUCUCGUAUGAAAUGAGCGAGCGAUAAUACGAGCGAAAAAAACUCGGUCCGUAACUUACCGUACGGACCAAGAAAACGAGGUAUAUUAGUAGUAAGUGGUACUGUGACAUGUCGCUAUAACCUGAUGUCUAGUGCUAAUUUGGCGAAGUCUCUGAUGUUCAUAAUCCCCUAAGAGUUUGACGGAAAAAGCGAACGGACCCACAAUAAUAAAAAAAUUAAGUCCGAUUCGUUAGAGUUCCCAGAUAGGAAAACACCUAAAGCAGAUCAUCCCCGUAUAAUUUCAGGAUUCAUUUCAAGAUUAUGCUCGUAGUUGAAGAAUCAAACACUCAAGAAAAGUCUACAAAGUUCAAGCGCGAAGAGGGAGAAUUCCCUUGUGAUAUGGGCUUUUAACUGAAUUUUAAUCAGCAUGGCAAAGCUGGCCUGUUUUUUAGACGCAGCACAGCUGCAAGGUUUGUCCUAAAUUUCUCCUCAAGGCGCGCAAAAGCACCAGCUGUGUGGGCUAGAUUUUGAUUUAAGCCUUUUUUUAUUUCCAUAAAGGUUUCUUCUGGAGUCAAACUUUGAGCAACAAUUCAGAGGAGUCACCUUUGGUAUCCAUGCAACAAAGGCCCCUCAUCGUUCCUGCAACGUUGCAUUUUUCUGGACUCCGUGACAGAUCUCCAGCAGCCCGAACCUUAGAAACACAAAGUGGUAAGGGAAUUUAAAUAAUCUCUAAAUUUAUUUGGUGCUACUGGGCCAUUUUACACGAAAUUUUUAGUAGUGGGCAGUCUCGGAAAACUUUUCACUUUUUAAUCGAAAUAACGAAACGAAACAUAUGACAAAUGAAUGGUUUUUGAGCUAAGACCCGCAUUAUUAUACCUCAGAGCUACGAUUUGAAAUUUGGCUUUGGGCCCAUUAUGUCAGGGAGACUUUCACGAAAAGGGCCCUGAUUUUUUAACCCUCAUGUCUUUCUGACGGAGAGUCUUCGAGUGGGAUCCAAUUUCUAACUUCGCUAAGCGCUCUUGGCUCUUCAUUCGACGACCCAAACUUUACCAACUCUUGAUCUUAGUUUAUAGUCGCUUUUUAAAUUACAUUAUUUUGGGUAGUUGUGGCGUUUUUGGUCAGACUCAAAAGGCAACUUUGUUCCCAGGUUCCCCUCUCUUUCGUUCUUAGAAAGAUCCUGAGAACGAGGUUGUCAUCGAUGCGGAUAAUCGUUUAGUGAAAUAGUAAGUCUUAGCAGAGGAAGUGAUCCUUUGAAUUUAGCUCGAGAGUUUGUCACCAGGAAGUUUCAGUAUCCCUGGCCUUACAUUUACCUGAUUUGCUUUUUCGGUAGACUUCUUGUAGAUAUUCAGGGGCUGGGGGCCGGGUGGGUGGGAGGUUAAGAGUGACGUCAGGGACGGGUGACUGGGGAAUUUUUUUUGCGGUGAGAGAAUUCUAAGUUUUUACUGUGUCCUUUUCAGUUGCUCGCUCUGGUGGUAACUCCUACACUAUCUCCUCGGAUGAGGACUCCGAGUCUGAAUCAGACACAAAAGAUGAGAACUUUCAGCAGGUAAGAAACCAGUUUGGCAACGAAUUCGCGGAGUUGAAAGCACUUUCCUCUUUAAUAUGUUUGCAAACAAGUCUUCUUAGCCUCUCUGUUGGUUGGAAAUUGCCUAGCCUGUACACCGUCAUGUCGAAGCUAGCAACGCGAAUUUGCACCCAUGUAAAAUUAACAAUCAUGCCCUUAAUUUAUAACAGAGGUCCAUAGCUUUGACGACAAAUUAUCAAUAUGUCUCCGUGAUGAUGAUCUAACGCGUUUUAAAACAAGUUUACAUCCUUUCAACAGAAUUCACAUCUAAUAAAUGACAGAAAGUCAAAAUCAAAGCAAAUCCCAAGAAGGACCAAACGUCAGACUUCUUCCCCGAAGAUAAUAAUGACACCAAUUACUAGGAGUUUGUUACUCCUUACAAGCUUAUUGUUAAACGCGUAUUUUAUAGUAUCAUUCACCGACUGGCCCCAGCGAAUUCUGUUGUCAAUUAGAAAGGUUUCGGGAACAAGUAAAUAAACCAAAAAAAUAUUUUUUUAAGAAGGCGAGGACAUUAGUCAGUAUCUGUAAAUUAAUCUCCUUUAUUUAAUGUUUUUGUUAUCAUUAAUAAAAUACAAGUGAAUACAGAAUAUCAGCA